Suncus etruscus (white-toothed pygmy shrew) is the source of this 8042-nucleotide messenger RNA. RefSeq names its product protein tyrosine phosphatase non-receptor type 13 (gene PTPN13). Lineage: Eukaryota; Metazoa; Chordata; Mammalia; Eulipotyphla; Soricidae. The coding region runs from base 1 to 7476 and encodes 2491 amino acids. The record is from RefSeq and is a predicted model, not a curated record. Gene Ontology annotation, cellular component: cytoskeleton; nucleus; cytoplasm. Gene Ontology annotation, biological process: peptidyl-tyrosine dephosphorylation. Gene Ontology annotation, molecular function: protein tyrosine phosphatase activity; phosphatidylinositol 3-kinase regulatory subunit binding. The transcript has 47 exons.
AUGCACGUCUCACUAGCUGAGGCCCUGGAAGUUCGGGGUGGACCACUGCAGGAAGAAGAAAUAUGGGCUGUAUUAAAUCAAAGUGCUGAAAGUCUCCAAGAAUUGUUCAGAAAAGUAAGCAUAGCUGAUCCUGCUGCCCUUGGCUUCAUCAUCUCUCCAUGGUCUCUGCUGCUGCUACCAUCAGGCAGUGUGUCCUUCACUGAUGAAAACAUUUCCAAUCAGGAUCUUCGAGCCUUCACUGCACCCGAGGUUCUUCAGAAUCAAUCACUGACUUCUCUUGCAGAUGUCGAGAAGAUCCAUAUUUAUUCUCUUGGAAUGACAUUAUAUUGGGGCGCUGACCAUGAAGUACCUCAGAGCCAACCUAUCAAGCUUGGAGAUCAUCUCAACAGUAUACUUCUUGGAAUGUGUGAGGAUGUAAUUUAUGCUCGAGUUUCUGUUCGAACAGUCCUGGAUGCUUGCAGUGCUCACGUUAGGAAUAGCAACUGUGCACCUUCGUUUUCCUAUGUGAAACAGUUGGUAAAACUUGUUCUGGGAAAUCUCUCUGGGGUGGACCAACCUUCCCAUAACACUGAACAGAAGCCUGAUCGAAGUCAGGCUAUUCGAGACCGAUUGAGAGGGAAAGGAUUGCCAACAGGAAGAAGCUCCACUUCUGAUGUAUUAGACAUACAAAAGUCUCCAUUCUCUCAACAGACUUUUCUUAACAAAGGGCUUAGUAAAUCUAUGGGAUUUCUGUCCUUCAGAGACACACAUGAGGAAGAUUAUUUCAAGGACAUUUUAUCAGAUAAUUCAGGACAUGAAGAUUCUGAAAAUAAUUGCUCCCCUUACCAGUUCAAAACUAAUAGCCCAGAAAAGAAAGUUUACCCUGACAUUGAUGUGCUUCCUAAAAAGAAGAUUUGGGCUUCAUCCAUGGACUUGUUGUGCUCAGCUGAUAAAGAAGUCUCUUUUGGAGAGACUCAUAGAUUCAGACACCGUCUCCCUGAGGCAGUAACCAUGAGAACUGCAGUUUCUCCCAGAAGAGAGGCAAGAUACUCGAAUGGAAGCAUAGCCUUGGAUCUCCUUGGCCCUCAGAAAACAGAGUCGGUGCUUCACUCACGAGAAUUGCCCACUUCCUCAGCAAUAUCAACUGCUUUGGAUCGAAUCCGUGAGAGGCAAAAGAAACUUCAGGUUCUGAGAGAAGCCAUGAAUGUAGAAGAACCAAUCCGAAGAUAUAAAACUUACCACAGUGAUAUUUUUAGUACUGCCAGUGAAAGUCCAUCUGUUAUUUCCUCUGAAUCCGACUUCAGACAAGUGAGAAAAAGUGAAGCUUCAAAGAGAUUUGAACCCAGUACUGGUAUCUCAGGAAUAGAUGAAACUUCAAGUCAAGGCCAGUCCCAGAGACCAAGCAGACAAUAUGAAACAUCCCUUGAAGGCAAUUUAAUUAAUCAAGAGAUUAUGCUAAAACGACAAGAAGAAGAAAUGAUGCAGCUGCAAGCUAGAAUCGCCCUUCGACAGUCUCGAUUGAGCCUCUAUCCAGGAGACACAAUCAAAGCUUCCAUGCUUGACAUUACCAGGGAUCCUUUAAGAGAAAUGGCACUAGAAACAGCCAUGACCCAAAGAAAACUAAGGAAUUUCUUUGGCCCUGAAUUUGUGAAAAUGUCCGUUGAACCAUUUAUAUCUUUGGAUUUGCCACGAUCAAUCCUUACCAAGAAAGGGAAGAAUGAAGAUAUCCGAAGAAAAGUAAACAUAAUGCUUUUGAGUGGGCAGAGAUUGGAACUAACCUGUGAUACUAAAACCAUAUGUAAAGAUGUAUUUGAUAUGGUUGUGGCCCAUAUUGGCUUAGUGGAACACCAUUUGUUUGCUUUGGCUACCCUCAAAGAUAAUGAGUAUUUCUUUGUUGAACCCGACUUAAAAUUAACCAAAGUGGCUCCAGAGGGAUGGAAAGAAGAACCAAAGAAAAAAAGCAAAACCACUAUUCAUUUUACUUUGUUUUUUCGCAUUAAGUUUUUUAUGGAUGAUAUUAGUUUAAUACAACAUACUCUGACCUGUCAUCAGUACUACCUUCAGUUGCGAAAAGAUAUCUUGGAGGAACAGGUUCAUUGUGAUGAUGAAACUUCUUUAUUGCUGGCCUCCUUGGCUCUCCAGGCUGAAUAUGGAGAUUAUCAACCAGAGGUUCAUGGUGUGUCUUAUUUUAGACUGGAGCAUUAUUUACCUCCCAGAGUGAUGGAGAAACUUGAUUUAUCCUAUAUUAAAGAAGAAUUGCCUAAAUUGCAUAAUACUUAUGUGGGAGCUUCUGAAAAAGAGGCAGAAUUGGAAUUUUUAAAGGUCUGCCAAAGACUGACAGAGUAUGGAGUUCAUUUUCACCGAGUGCACCCUGAGAAAAAAUCACAAACUGGAAUAUUGCUUGGCGUCUAUUCGAAAGGUGUCCUAGUGUUUGAGGUUCACAACGGAGUUCGGACACUGGUCCUCCGCUUUCCGUGGAGGGAAACCAAGAAAAUUUCUUUUUCUAAAAAGAAAAUAACCUUGCAGAAUACAUCAGAUGGAAUAAAACAUGCUUUCCAGACAGACAACAGUAAGGUAUGUCAGUACCUGCUCCACCUCUGCUCUUCCCAACACAAGUUCCAGCUGCAGAUGAGAGCUAGACAGAGCAACCAAGAUGCUCAGGACAUUGAGAGAGCUUCGUUUAGGAGCCUGAAUCUGCAAGCAGAGUCUGUUAGAGGAUUUAAUAUGGGACGAGCGAUCAGCACUGGCAGUCUGGCCAGCAGCACCCUGAACAAACUGGCUGUCCGACCUCUGUCAGUCCAAGCUGAGAUUCUGAAGAGGCUAUCCUGCUCAGAGUUGUCGCUUUACCAGCCAUUGCAAAACAGUGCAAAGGAGAAGAGUGACAAAGCUUCAUGGGAGGAAAAGCCUAGAGGGAUGAGUAAAUCAUACCACGAUCUCAGUCAGGCCUCUCUCUAUCCUCAUCGGAAAAAUAUUAUGGUUAACAUGGAAUCCCCACCACAAACCAUUGCGGAGUUGGUAGGAAAACCAUUUCACCAGAAGGCAAGAUCUGAUACAGAAUCUUUGGCAGAAGUCACAAAACUUAAUAAUUCAAAGUCUGUUGCAAGUUUAAAUAGAAGUCCUGAAAGAAGGAAACAUGAAUCAGACACCUCAUCUUUUGAAGACCCUGGUCAAGCCCAUGUUAUAGGAAUGCCUUUGCAUAGUUCUGGAAAUUCUUCAUUCCAAGUACCCUUAAAAGAAAAUGAUGUGCUAAACAAAAGAUGGAGCAUAGUCUCUUCACCAGAAAGGGAAAUCACAUUGGUGAACCUGAAGAAAGAUGCCAAGUAUGGCUUAGGAUUUCAAAUUAUUGGUGGAGAGAAGAUGGGAAGACUGGAUCUAGGUGUAUUUAUUAGCUCAAUUAUCCCAGGAGGACCAGCUGACUUGGAUGGACACUUAAAGCCAGGGGACCGUUUGAUAUCUGUGGAUAAUGUGAGCCUGGAGGGGGUCAGUCACCAUGCUGCCAUUGAAAUUUUGCAAAGCGCGCCUGACGAUGUGACCCUUGUUAUUUCUCAGCCAAAAGAAAAGAUAUCCAAAGUGCCUUCUACUUCUAUGCACAUUACCAACGGCAUGAAAAACUACAUGAAGAAAGCUUCCUGUAUGCAGGAUGGUGCUAUUGAUUCUUCUGAGAGUCAUCGCUGGCCAUGCAGCACCCCAAGGCAUAUAUCAGAAAACUCCUGUGGCCUCGCUGGAGGCCUUCGGGAAGGAAGCUUGAGUUCUCAAGAUUCUCGAACUGAAAGUGCCAGCCUGUCCCAGAGUCACUUCAAUGGUUUCUUUGCCAGCUUUGUUGGUGACCGAAGCUGGCAGGAAUCAAAGCAUAGCAGCCCUUCCUCAACCAUGAUAACCAAAGCCACUGAGAAAAAGAGGACUUCUCUUGGGAGUAACCAAAGCCAUGUUAAAAUACCUGGUGUUUCUGAUGUGACCGGUUAUUCUGACCGUGGAGAUUCAGACAUGGAUGAAGCUACUUAUUCCAACAGUUUGGAUCAUCAAACGCCAAAAAAGGAAUCUUCUUCCUCAAUGAAUACAUCCAACAAAAUGAAUUUUAAAACUUUUCCUUCAUCACCUCCUAAACCUGGAGAUAUCUUUGAGGUUGAGCUGGCUAAAAAUGAUAACAGCUUGGGAAUAAGUGUCACGGUACUGUUUGACAAGGGAGGUGUGAAUACCAAUGUCAGGCAUGGUGGCAUUUAUGUGAAAGCCGUUAUACCCAAGGGAGCAGCAGAAUCUGAUGGGAGAAUUCACAAAGGUGAUCGUGUCUUGGCUGUAAAUGGAGUUAGUCUGGAAGGAGCUACACAUAAGCAAGCUGUGGAAACACUGAGAAAUACGGGACAGGUGGUUCAUCUGUUGUUAGAAAAGGGACAGUCUUUAUCAUCCAAAGACCAUGUCCCUGUCAGCCCACAGUGCAUGCUUUCAGAUCAGGACACCCAAGGCAACACUCCAGAAAAAAUGGUGAAAAAAAUGACUCCUGUCAAAGACUACAGUUUUGUCACUGAAGAAAAUACAUUUGAGGUGAAGUUAUAUAAAAAUAGCUCAGGACUUGGAUUCAGUUUUUCUCGAGAAGAUAAUCUUAUACCCAAGGAAAUGAAUACCAGCAUAGUACGAGUUAAAAAGCUCUUUCCUGGACAGCCAGCAGCAGAAAGCAAAAGAAUUUAUGUAGGAGAUGUUAUCUUGAAAGUGAAUGGAGCCUCUUUGAAAGGAUUGUCCCAACAGGAAGUUAUAUCUGCUCUCAGAGGAACAUCUCCAGAAGUAUCUUUGCUUCUCUGUAGACCUCCACCUGGUGUGCUUCCUGAAAUUGACAACACUUUUUUGACCCCUUUACACUCUCCAGCACAAGUAUUUCUAAACAACAGUAAAGAGCCUUCUCAGUCAGUGAAUGUGGAACAAGGCACUAGCUCAGAUGAAAAUGAAAUAUCUGACAAAAGCCAGAAACAAUGUGCAUCUCCAUCCAGACGAGCCAGUGAUAGUGACAGUACUGGGAGUGGCAAAGAAGGCCCUGUGAACUCUCUAGAAGCGACACCAAAUACAAAUUGGAGUUCAGCUUCACCUAAAACUUCAGGCAGUGUGCUCUCCCCAGGGCAUAAUGAACUUGAAGCAUCCAAGAAUCAAGAAGAUACUAUUUGUACCAUGUUUUACAGUCCACAAAAAACACCCAAUAAAACUGAAUUUGAGAACAGCAAUACCCUUCCUUCCACUCCACAAUGGAAUGUGACUCCUGGGCAAAGCAGUCAGACCAGUGCAGAAUCUGAUACCUGUCACUCAGUGGCUAAAUAUCAGACCCAUCAGACUUCAGAACUAAGUAGACAAGAAAGCUUGAAAUUUUCUAAAACUGACUUGGAAAACCCCCUUGAAGACGAGCUGGAGGUAGAACUCUUCAUUACCCUAAAUAAAUCAGAGAAAGGAAGCCUGGGUUUUACAGUAACCAAAGGCAAUCAGAGUUUUGGUUGUUAUGUUCAUGAUGUCAUUCAAGAUCCAGCCAAAAGUGAUGGAAGGCUAAAAUCUGGGGACAGACUUAUAAAGGUUAAUGAUACAGAUGUGACAAACAUGACUCACACUGAUGCAGUGAAUCUGCUCAGAACUGCACCCAAAACAGUGAGAUUAGUUCUUGGGCGAGUUCUAGAAUUGCCUGAGCUGACUGUGCUGCCUCAUUUACUACCCGACAUUAGAAUAAUGGGCAAGAACGAGGAGUUGGGUUUUUCCUUGUCUGGAGGUCAUGAUAGCCUUCAAAAAGUGAUUUAUGUGAGUGAUAUCAACCCAUGUUCAGUUGCAGCCUUGGAGGGUAAUCUCCAGCUAUUAGACAUUAUCCACUAUGUGAAUGGAGUGAGCACACAGGGAAUGACAUUGGAAGAAGCUAAAAGAGCUUUAGACAUGGCUCUUCCUUCAGUGGUGUUGAAAGCUACAAGGGAUGGUCAUCCAGUGGUUCCCAGUUCUAAGAGGCCUGCUGAUUCAACUUCACAAUCAUCCACAGCCAAUGUUUAUCAGGCUGUGGAUCCUUGUGAUAAGCUCACCCUCACUCCAAGCAAUUUGUUCUCCAAGAUAAAUGAGGAAGAAAUAAGUGAAGAUCUGUCUCCUGAAGAGAAAAGUUCUUCUCAGAUGAUAGAAUCAGCAAACUUGGUUUUGUCCAAAGAACCUGAUAUACAAGAUGAUGACAUUUAUGAUGAUCCCCAAGAAGCUGAAGUUAUUCAGUCUCUACUAGAUGUUGUGGAUGAGGAAGCUCAGAAUCUCUUAAAUCAAAAUCAAAAUAAUCCAACAGGAGGGACCAAUGAUGCAGGUGCAUUGAGGACCAGCAGGAAAUUAUCUGAAGAGAAAGCAGAAGAUACUGACUCUGAUGGCUUGCAUAUACCUGAAGAUAUUACACAGCCUACCAAAAUGAAUGGCUGUGAAGAAUAUUGUGAAGAAAAACUACAAACUAAAAGAUUAAUUCAGAAGUCAGAAGAAAAGAAAAUUAAUGGAGAUGAAAUAUCUUGGAGCAAUGAACUGUCAAUAACUACAGCAAACCACCAAGAUUCUGAUAAAGAUUCUCCCUUUCUGACCGUGGAGGAACUUGCUGCACUACCUAUAGUCAAAAUAUUCCCUUCUGGUAAAUAUACUGGAACCCAAUUGAAAUUAGCCAUUCGAACGCUGCGGGGUUUACUAGAUCAAGGAAUCCCUUCUAAAGAGCUGGAGAACCUUCAAGAAUUAAAACCUUUGGAUCAGUGUCUAAUUGGACAAACUAAGGAAAAUAGAAGGAAGAACAGAUAUAAAAAUAUACUGCCCUAUGAUGCUACAAGAGUUCCUCUUGGAGAUGAAGGUGGCUAUAUCAAUGCCAGCUUCAUCAAGAUACCAGUAGGGAAAGAAGAGUUCGUUUAUAUUGCCUGCCAAGGACCUCUUCCUACAACUGUUGGAGAUUUCUGGCAAAUGAUUUGGGAACAAAAAUCCACAGUGAUAGCCAUGAUGACCCAAGAAGUAGAAGGAGAAAAAGUAAAAUGCCAGCGCUAUUGGCCUGACAUCUUAGGAAAAACCACCAUGGUCAAUGACAGACUUCGGUUGGCUCUUGUGCGAGUACAGCAAUUAAAGGGCUUUGUAGUGAGAGCCAUGACCCUGGAAGAUAUUCAGACAGCAGAGGUGCGGCAUAUUUCUCAUCUGAAUUUCACUGCAUGGCCAGACCACGACACUCCCUCUCAGCCUGAUGACUUGCUCACUUUCAUCUCUUACAUGAGGCAUGUCCACAGAACAGGCCCCAUCAUUACACACUGCAGUGCUGGCAUUGGCCGCUCUGGGACCCUCAUCUGCAUCGAUGUGGUCCUAGGCCUGAUCAGUCAAGAUCUUGAAUUUGACUUCUCAGAUUUAGUUCGCUGCAUGAGACUCCAGAGACAUGGAAUGGUUCAAACAGAGGACCAGUAUAUAUUCUGCUAUCAAGUUAUCCUUUAUGUCCUAACACGUCUUCAGUCUGAAGAAGAGCAAAAGGAGCAACCCAUGCCUCUGAAAUGAUGUAAAGCAAAUGGCCUCUGGAGCCUGUCCCCUUCUCACCUCCAGCAAACGCCCCUGCUUUCUCUUUAGGAGAAAACAUGGCAGCAUUGCGUAGACCAGCACGAUUCUCCUCUACCUCAGAGGGGCACUCUUCAUAGCAUAAAGAACGUUGGAAGGCUGAACCUUUACAGCUAUUUUUAAUCAAUGAUCAUUUUUUAAUUAACACUAAGUAAUGUGUAUAAUAGGAAUGAUUAGGCCGCAUUUGAUUGUUGUGAACAUUAUUCUAAAGACACACCAAGUAUUUUUUCAAUGUACCAAUCUCGUUUGUAGCAAAAAUUCUUUUCCAGUAUUUUAAUAGAGCUAUUUUAUAGGAUAUACUUGAAACCAGUAUUGAAGUUUUAAAUGACGGUAAUGCUGGCAUAGACAAAAAAAAAGUAGCAGUUGUUUACUGGAUCAAGUUCUAAUGUUUACUAUAUAGAAGUUUCUGUAAUAUAUUUAUAUACUUUUUCAUGAAAACGGAGCUAUCAGAUAUGUUUGUAACCACAUCCUCUCUUUGUUAAUGUAUCAUAUCACUUUGUAAAUAAAAA